AUCGAUUCAUUAUUAUGGUACAUGAUAUAUAAAGAGUAGUCUCAUGCUUCUCCUUUUGCUAUUCACACAUAUGAGUGACUCCCAUUUAUAUAUAUAUGAAAGAAUCUCAUAAACCUAACUUCACUAUCUCAACCAUACCUUCCUUCACAAAAAAAAUCUCAACCAUACCAAUAUUCUACUUCCACACAUUAGUUAAUUAAUUGAUUUAUUAUGGCACAAAUAAUCAUCCUCGAAACUCCACCAUUUUCCGCCGCCGCCGCCGCCGCCGACGAGGCGAAAAGCUCGACACUAGCUCAAGGGGAAGAGAGUAGCGGCGGCAAGCGGCGCCGGACCAGCGACGAGAAACACCCGACGUAUCGCGGCGUGAGGAAGCGGAGCUGGGGGAAAUGGGUGAGCGAAAUCCGGGAGCCGAGGAAGAAGUCGAGAAUAUGGCUCGGGACCUAUCCGACGGCUGAGAUGGCGGCUCGGGCCCACGACGUGGCGGCUCUAGCCAUAAAGGGCCAGUCAGCCGUCUUGAAUUUCCCCGGCUCGGCUCACGAGCUGCCCCGCCCGGCCUCCGCCGUGCCCAAGGACAUCCAGGCCGCGGCCGCCAAAGCCGCGGCCUGGACCUCGCUACCCGAGCCGAGCUGCCAGUCAUCCGAUGCCGUGAAGCCGGCUUCGACGGCUCACGACGACGACACAUUUUUCGGGUUGCCGGAUUUGUCCCUGGCUAGCUAUAACUUGGCUUCUUCAUGGCAGCUGGCCGGAGCCGAUAUUGGAAUAUUCCGGGUUGAAGAGCCGUUUUUGUGGGAGUGCUACUAGUAAUUAUUAACUUCUUUUUUUUUUUUUCUUUUUUUAACUAAUUUGAGUUUGAUAUAUUGGGAAAAAGAAAAACUCAAAUGUGUGAACUAAAAUUGUUGCGUAAUUAAUGAAUGUAUAUAGUUUGAAAUUUGUGAUCAAUCACAAAUUUAUUAAUGUAGUAUAUAUAUCUUUCGUUUCAGUA
Molecule: messenger RNA, 982 nt
Organism: Salvia miltiorrhiza (redroot sage)
Lineage: Eukaryota; Viridiplantae; Streptophyta; Magnoliopsida; Lamiales; Lamiaceae
Product: ethylene-responsive transcription factor ERF038
Exons: 1
Coding region: 211-801 (196 amino acids)
Biological process (GO): regulation of DNA-templated transcription
Molecular function (GO): DNA-binding transcription factor activity; DNA binding
Source: RefSeq, a predicted model, not a curated record